This is a messenger RNA of Harmonia axyridis, 2244 nucleotides long. RefSeq names its product modifier of mdg4-like. The transcript is spliced from 4 exons. Gene Ontology annotation, molecular function: protein binding. The record is from RefSeq and is a predicted model, not a curated record. Gene Ontology annotation, biological process: regulation of transcription by RNA polymerase II. Lineage: Eukaryota; Metazoa; Arthropoda; Insecta; Coleoptera; Coccinellidae. The coding region runs from base 178 to 1239 and encodes 353 amino acids. Gene Ontology annotation, cellular component: nucleus.
CUAAGCCGAAGUUCUCCCGGUUUUGAAGUAGGCGUCACUGGUAGCCGUAUUAUAGUGGAUAAUUUUGAUCUAAAUUUGUUUAUAUACUGAACUAAUUCCUUGACUUUUGUAUUGUAUUGUGUAGCAGGUACUUCGAUACACAUUCUUCCAGAAAGUCGUCCUUAAAGAGAUCCGACCAUGGCGUCGGAGCAGUUUUCCCUAUGUUGGGAUAAUUUCCACAAAAAUAUGAGUUCUGGAAUGAACUCAAUGUUAGAAAAUGAGGAUCUAGUAGAUGUAACUUUAGCAGUGGAAGGAAAAUACCUUAAGGCUCAUAAAAUGGUGCUUUCUGUGUGUAGUCCAUAUUUCAAAGAACUCUUUAAAAGUAAUCCGUGUAAACAUCCUAUAGUUUUUAUGAAGGAUGUUUCGUAUGUAGCAUUGAGUGAUUUAUUACAAUUUAUGUACCAAGGCGAGGUACAAGUUAGUCAAGAAAAUUUAUCAACAUUCAUUAAGACUGCCGAGGCCUUACAAAUCAAGGGACUCACCGGUGAUGGAAGUAAUGCUACUGAAAAUGAUACUGACCAAGAAGAAAAAUCUAUACAACAUAUUGUAGAAGAAACAAAAUCUGUUCCAUCAGUACCUAGACCGAAAAAAUUACCUCCAUCCCAAGCUGUUGUUCAACCUCCAGCUAAAAGACAAAGAACGAGCACAUCAUCUUCUGAAAUGGCACCUAGUAAUGUAGUAACGAAAACGGAACCUAUAACAAACCCACCUAACGAAUUUGUACAGUUUAAAAUGGAACCAUAUGAUCAGUCACAGACUAUAAGUAUACAGGAUGAUGAUGAACAAUUUGGCGAAGGACUUGAGGAAACCGUUGGUGAUGAUACAGAAGACUAUAGCAUGAUGGAAGGUAAUGAGGAGGAACCGCAGGCGGGGACAAGCACGGAAGGCACUGGUGAAGGACAAGGAAAGAUUUACUUCGAAGCCGGAUUUAGAACACCUAGAAUUGUAUUGGAAGGUUAUCGUUAUUUCAUGUACAGAAGAAAAGACGAAACGACAACGUGGCUUUGCAUAUCUUAUUAUAACCUAAAAGGAAAACGAUGCAAGGCCAAAUUAUCCACUCACGGUACUCACGCGACUCUUAUUGGCCACCAUAUACACCCAAAACAAAUCGACAGUGACGAGUAUAAAGAUAUGUAUUCCGAAGACGUUGUUGUAUCCAGAGAAUCCAAUAAAAAGAAUACUAGUGAUACAACAAAAUAAAUUGAAUCCAUAUAACUUGUAACUAUUUUUUAUCUGACCCUCAUCAACAGCUUCUGCCUGAUCUUAAACUUGAUCUUAAAUCUACACUUUUCUGAAAAACCAAUCCAGAUCAACCAAGAAAUUGUAUUGUGUUCUGUUUCAUUUGAACAUUUCUAUGUUAGUUGGAGGUUCCACUUUUAGCUUUUAUGUCCAAAUAAGAGUAGUUAAGAUUCAAAUUUCUGAUCAAGCUGAUGAGGAAGAACUAACAUAAUAUCCCAAAUGUUCUUCUAGAAUAUUAACUGACCAUGUUUACUUGUAUGUUUAUGUUUUCGAAUAUUAUAGUUUUAUUUGAUAUAAUACAUUUAUUAUUGUUUUUAGUUUAUAUAACUUUGAAAGUAUUUUAUCUUGUUAUUAAUUUGAAUGAUCUUAUUACAUGUAAUUGAUAUUUACGAACUAAAUAACCAAUAAUAUCUAAGUUCUGUAUUUUUGAAGUGUUUAUCUUUAUUCUUUCAAAUUUGAAAAUUGUACAUGAGCUUUUGUUUUGAUCGGUUCCUUCAAACUGUUUUAACAAAAAUCAAUUUUGAGUUGCAUCUAACUCCAUGAACGGAACCGGUCUUUCUAUGUUCUAACAUUUUUCCUGAAUACUCUGACUAGGGAUGAGAAAAUAAGUUAACACAUAUAUAUAUUUUUAUUUUUUAUAGAACUUUUCCUAUUUAAAAGGAGCAAUACUAAGACUGUUGACAAUUGCUGUUCUCGAAUGUUGAAAUUAAUAAAGAAUAGUUUGUUAUUAUUUUUUUUUCUGGAAAAAACUCGACGUUUAUGACUAUAUACUAUGAAGCGAAGUCACAAAUUCGGAAGUGUUUUUGACUAUCCAGAUUUAUGCGCACGUUCAAUUCGUGCAGUGGAUGUGUUUGCAUCCAAGUGUUAUAUACAAUUAACACAUUGUGUUUCAGGAAGGAUCUACUUCGAUGUGGGUCAGACCAAACCAAAAAUCAUAUUGGAGGGUUAUAGUUACUACCUAUACAG